CAUGUCAGAUCAGAUAAUGUAAUUAAAAGCCAAUUAGAUUUAUUUUCCUGACCAGUAUGUUCUUAGCUACUCACCAAUACAUAUAGCCAAAGUUAUAAAAUAAAUAUGUUUUUAUAUUUCCUCUUUGCGCUUGUGGCGACAAGCUUAGCACGACCGCCCCAUUUCGAAGUAAGCCUAGAUGUUUCGAUAGCAAACGAAAACGCGAGAACUCCUGCUCCACUGAACGUGAUAACGGUGCCAACGAAUUGUCCUGCGGGUCAGGAAUAUAUCAAUGGAGCAUGCCGUGAUGUUUGGAGAGCAGAAAUUAUUGACAGGACUCCUGCUCCACUAAAUAUGAUAACCGUUCCAACCAAUUGUCCUGCAGGUCAAGAAUAUAUCAAUGGAGCAUGCCGUGAUGUUUGGAGAUCUGCGAAUAAUGGCAGAACCCCCUCUCCAUUGAAUGUAAUAACCGUGCCAACAAAUUGCCCUGAUGGUCAGGAAUACAUCAAUGGAGAAUGCCGUGAUGUUUGGAAAGCAGAUAAUAUUGACAGAACCCCUGCUCCACUGAACGUUAUAACGGUGCCUACGAAUUGCCCUGCAGGUCAAGAAUAUAUCAAUGGAGCUUGCCGUGAUGUUUGGAGAACUGACAAUAUUGGCAGAACCCCCUCUCCAUUGAAUGUAAUAACCGUGCCAACAAAUUGCCCUGAUGGUCAGGAAUACAUCAAUGGAGAAUGCCGUGAUGUUUGGAGAGAAGAAAUUAUUGACCGGACUCCUGCUCCACUAAACAUGAUAACCGUUCCAACGAAUUGUCCUGCGGGUCAAGAAUACAUCAAUGGAGCAUGCCGUGAUGUUUGGAGAGCAGAAAUUAUUGACAGGACUCCUGCUCCACUAAACAUGAUAACCGUCCCAACGAAUUGCCCUGCUGGUCAAGAAUAUAUCAAUGGAGCAUGCCGUGAUGUUUGGAGAGCAGAAAUUAUUGACAGGACUCCUGCUCCACUAAACAUGAUAACCGUUCCAACGAAUUGCCCUGCUGGUCAAGAAUAUAUCAAUGGAGCAUGCCGUGAUGUGUGGAGAGCUGAGAAUAAUGGCAGAACCCCCUCUCCAUUGAAUGUAAUAACUGUGCCAACAAAUUGCCCUGAUGGUCAGGAAUACAUCAAUGGAGAAUGCCGUGAUGUUUGGAGAGCUGACAAUAAUGGCAGAACCCCCUCUCCAUUGAAUGUAAUAACCGUGCCAACAAAUUGCCCUGAUGGUCAGGAAUACAUCAAUGGAGAAUGCCGUGAUGUUUGGAGAACAGAUAAUAUUGGCAGAACCCCUGCUCCACUGAACGUUAUAACGGUGCCUACGAAUUGCCCUGAUGGUCAGGAAUACAUCAAUGGAGAAUGCCGUGAUGUUUGGAGAAUAGACAAUAUUGGCAGAACUCCUGCACCUCUGAAUGUGAUAACUGUGCCAACGAACUGCCCUCCUGGUCAAGAAUAUAUCAAUGGAGCAUGCCGAGAUGUUUGGAUCAAAAUUAAUCCAAAAUUUUCACUUUUAGAAAAAUCAGCCACUGAAGUUGAAGAUCAUCCAAAUCAAGAAAUGGUGGAACUAGUCAAUAUCCUCGAUUAUUUUUCGAGAAAUGUUAUAAGUGUGCCUAACCAAUGCCCGGCGGGAUAUGCACCAGACGCGCUUGGUGUUUGCAGAGAGAUUUGGGUGCUAUAA
Messenger RNA from Cydia amplana, 1677 nucleotides. RefSeq lists its product as uncharacterized. Bases 106 to 1677 code for a protein of 523 amino acids. Lineage: Eukaryota; Metazoa; Arthropoda; Insecta; Lepidoptera; Tortricidae. The record is from RefSeq and is a predicted model, not a curated record. The transcript has 2 exons.